This is a messenger RNA of Parastagonospora nodorum SN15, 1143 nucleotides long. RefSeq lists its product as hypothetical. The transcript has a single exon. The coding region runs from base 1 to 1143 and encodes 380 amino acids. Gene Ontology annotation, biological process: sulfate assimilation. The record is from RefSeq and is a predicted model, not a curated record. NCBI's taxonomy places the organism in Eukaryota, Fungi, Ascomycota, Dothideomycetes, Pleosporales, Phaeosphaeriaceae. Gene Ontology annotation, molecular function: 3'(2'),5'-bisphosphate nucleotidase activity.
AUGAGUGCGUCACCGUAUAGCGCAGAGCUCCAAAUUGCUCUCGAUGCAGUCCACGCAGCAUCUCUCAUCACCAAAUCCGUGCUGCGAGAGCUCCAGAACAACGUUGGUGCUGAAACAAAGGCCGACGACUCGCCCGUUACCAUUGCAGACUUUGCUGCGCAGGCAUUGCUCAUCUCCGUGCUGCAUGCUGUGUAUCCUGACGACAGCUUCAUUGGGGAGGAGAGUGCUGAUGCGCUGCGCCAGAAUCAGCCGCUAGCGGACCGUGUUUGGCAGCUUGUGCUACGCGCCAAAGAACAUGCUUAUGCACAGCUGGAUGGAAAGAGCGAGUUGCAGGGCGCUCCCAGAGCACAGACGUUGGCUUUCCCCGCAAGCAAAGAGGAGAUGUUUGAGCACAUUGAUCUAGGCGGGAAAGGAGAGGUCACGGGACAGGGGAGAGUCUGGGUCAUGGAUCCGGUGGAUGGCACCGCGACUUUCAUGCAGGGGCAGCAGUACGCUGUUGCGCUCUGUUUGCUCGUCGACGGCGUGCAGCAAGUCGGCGUCGUUGGAUGUCCGAACCUCGCGUUCAAUGUCCGCGGCUCACUGCGAGAAACUCCGAUCCACGAGGACCAGGUCGACACGACUGGCUACGGCGUUAUUCUCUCGGCUGUCAAGGGUCAAGGCACAUACGUCCGCUCGAUGCAAGAGUACCGUCUUGGACAAUCACGUCUUGUCGACCUGACGUCCCUCCCGCCGAAAUCUCUUCCCGACCUAAACUUCGUCGAAGCUACCAUCGGCAAAACCUCGCUCUCGCAGACCGAGCAUCAAUCCGUCGCGGAAGCCCUCGGUUCCAGCUGGCCUGGCACCGUCAUUUGGUCACAGCAGAUGAAGUACGUCGCACUCACCCUCGGCGCUACAGACGUGCUAGUCCGCAUCCCCAAGACAGCAGCGCGAUACACAUACAUCUGGGACCACGCGGGCGGGCACAUUCUGUAUGAAGAAGCGGGUGGGAUGAUCCGGGACUUCAACGGCAAGGCGAUUGACUUCGGGCGCGGCCGCCAGAUCAAGGGCGAGGUCAACUUCGGCAUGAUUGGCGCCAUGCCUGCGGUCUUCGGGGACGUCGACCGGGCCGUCAAGGACGUCCUCGGACGACGAGAGGCUUCAUGA